AUGGCUAAAGAAGAUGAUGGUGGACGUGAGUUUGAAGAUGAUGGAGAACUUCACAAUAGUGCUAAAAAGAGGUCAAAAGUGGUUUGGACGAGUUCACUUCAUACUCGUUUUCUGCUAGCUGUUAACCAUAUCGGACUGGACAAGGCUGUUCCCAAGACAAUCCUUCAGUUUAUGGGUGUGCCAGGGCUCACAAGAGAAAAUAUUGCAAGUCAUUUACAGGACCGAGCAACUAUCAACCCCAUUUGUUACAGUCUGACGAUAUUCGAAGAGACCUUACAAAUUCCAACCAAGGUUUUUCGAGAUUUGGUGAUACUCCAACAUGCAAUAACAUUGGAACUGCAUCAAAAGUUGGAGGUUAUGGUUACAAUCAAGUUUCAGCAAGAAGAUGGAGUUCGUGAGCUCAAGUUCUCAAGUGACAAUGCUCGCUAUGGUGAUAUUGAAAUGAACAAUAUUGUUACGCAGUUGCCACAGUACCCAAACUUCUCCAAUGAAUUGUCUCAACAUACCAAGCAAACUACCAAUCUUGAAGUAAAUGCCUAUGAUCAGCAAGAAGUUGGAGUUACAAAGAUCGCAUUCUCAAGUGACACUUCUCACCAUGGUUCUAUUGAAAUGAACAACCUUGUAACCCAGUUGCCACACCCUAGCUUAUCUGAUGAGUUGUCACAACAUACAGAGCAAACUAUCGACCUUGAAGAACUUUUAGAUGCCUCUAGUCAGGAAAAAGACGAAGUUACAAAGUCAACGUUCUCAAGUGAUUCUCAAUAUGAUGAUGUUAUCCAAAUGAACAACCUUGGAAGUCAGUUGUCAGACCCCAUCUUCUCUAAUGAGUUGUGGGACCAUAUCGAACAAACUACUAGCCAGGAAGUACUCUUAGAUGCCCCGGUUGAGGGUGCAAAUGAUGGACAGACAAUAGAGCUCAAUUCUAACGACUCGUUUCUAGCAGAGAUCGAAGCAAUAUUAGACAAUAAGGAUUGGGCCGAUCAGUUCAUUGAAUGUCUCCAUGAAAACAAGGAUUGGACCUCCUUUUGA
Messenger RNA from Linum tenue, 1029 nucleotides. The record is from the annotation of a GenBank genome assembly. Lineage: Eukaryota; Viridiplantae; Streptophyta; Magnoliopsida; Malpighiales; Linaceae.